Talaromyces atroroseus is the source of this 2442-nucleotide messenger RNA. RefSeq lists its product as hypothetical. The coding region runs from base 1 to 2442 and encodes 813 amino acids. Lineage: Eukaryota; Fungi; Ascomycota; Eurotiomycetes; Eurotiales; Trichocomaceae. The record is from RefSeq and is a predicted model, not a curated record. The transcript has a single exon.
AUGUCAGUUAAUUCGUCGGAUCAGCGACAAACAGAUCUCCGCGGGUCCACAGAAGAACAACCCGUCGUACCGGCAGAACUUGAAUCGGUCAACAAACGCCUUGGUCGCUUGAAAGACGAGGUCCUCCCUUCUUCGCCAUAUCUCCUCACUGUUCCAACCGACGUUCCUUUCCGCCUCGGAAAUAGGUUUGUCAACAAUUGGGCAGUGGGGAAGAAAGGCCCAUUUGCGAUUGAGGAACAACAACUUCAGUACAUGACAUUUUUGAUGCACCACGACGCGGAUUCUUUGCUUGUUGCCGCUGGAGACUGGUCAGACAACGACGGAAGGAUCAUGGGAAAGAAAGAUGACGAGAAGCCUCAGGCUACGCCUAGUGCUUCUGCAACACCUCAAACUGGGACAACUAAGAGAAAAAUUACGCUGAGCGACUACAAGACCAGGGCUACUAAAGGAGAGCCGUCAAAAGAGCACCCGGGGCCUAGCCAAGAGCCACCCCCAGAUGAUACAAGGAAAGAGAAAAAUGAAAGCUUGCAGGUUCCUUUGUCUCGUACCAUAAAAGAACGUCCCUCACAUGACCGAAUGCUUGACAACAAUAACAACAACUCACUCUCAACCUCCCCGCGUUCUAGACGACCGUUAAAAGAGCCAUCGAAGCAUGCCAGUGACGCUCCUGCAGUGAAACGCGCACGAUUGACCCCGUCUGGGUCGACGGAAGUAUCAAUGCCUUCAAAAAGUAGCAGCAAUGGCAUUCCCGCUCUUCUAUCACCAACACUUCCGCCUACCUCCUCAAGUCCACGGCUACCUGAGCUACUGUCUCCUACUUUGCCGCCUGAAUUAGAGAAGGAACUGGCUCAGAUAGCGAGUGAGACGUCUCUUUCUUCAAAUAAGGAUUUCAAACGAGAUGCUACCACCGUCUACAAGGCUUCGAGGAACGAGGGAUUGAAUACAAAGUCCUUAAUUCACGAAAAAGUACGUUCAGACUCGAAGCCAGCUACAAGCAAGGUGAUUAUGAAGGAGGAUAGUAGGAGUUCCUCGCUCGCUGCUAGUGGGAAAAAUAAUGUAAAGAGUCGAGAACAGGAGUGGAGAUCUACGUCUCCGUACGAAGAAAGAUCAUCUAUGAAGCAAAUUGGAACCACGAGCACAACAGCAGGAUCUGCAACAGCGAAGAAGCUUAUAGUUAAACUAAAGUAUGGAAGAGGCAAUAGGAAAAGAGUGGGUGCUCUCCUUAAGUUUGGCGGCAAGAGCAAGCUCUCCGAGAGCAGUGCACCUCCUAGAGCUUUAAAGGAAUCAUUUUCAGGUGAUGAAGAUAUAGACUCUUCACGAUCUGAUAUAAAGUUUCGAGGGAGGAAACGAGAACGCUCGCCCGAUGACGAUAGGGAGGAAGAGCAUCAUCGAAGGAGAGCACUUGGUGCCAAGACCAUACCUUCAGAUGCAGCCAAAAUAUCCAACACGAAUUCUUUCAAAUCGCCAUCAAACAAACGGCUUCCUGUUUCAAGGCCAGAUAUUCCAACGCCAGCGAAAGAUAGCUAUGCUAAAUCGCAGCGCCAUGCCGACAGCACAGAUGCGGAAGUGAAAACACCUUUGGGUACAUCAGGCAAGGGUUUAGCAACAACUGCAGACAAGACCAUUAAAACUUCGCCUUCAAAUAGUGACGGACAACCGGGCUCACGAGAAAAAGAAAGGCGAGCCUGGCGCGAAGAAUUCCAGAAACAUACAGGGCUAGGUCGAGAACUCAAGCACAUCGCGGACCGUUAUUCAAGAGCCAAAGCUACGAGUGAGCACGUUUCCACAACAGAUGGAAAACUCGCCGCAGUAUCUGCGAUCGAAUCAAUACUUUGCUUCAUUGUUGCAUUCAUCGCAAAUGACCGUUUCAAAACACUAGCACGGCAAGUUGGCGAUUCUGAAACCUGGCGCUCUAUCAUCGCUUAUUGGCGCGUGGUGGAAAGGACCACGGCUGCUUAUCCCCAUCUUCACGGUCUCUGUCUUAUUCUCGGCGCUGUAUCUCAUGACGCAAUCAACUCUUUGGACCUGGAGCGACUCGCGGUUUGCUCUGUUCCCGGUGAACAAAGCCCUGUGCCUACGCCCGGAAGCGACGGCAACACUGUCAAUGCAGACAAAAACAAGAGCCAGAAAAGAGAGUUUUUCGACCUCAAAAGCCGACUGCCGGAGAAUCACAAGGAAGCCAAUCGCCUUUGGCUAGAAGGCUGUCGAGGGCUUCCCGAUGAUGUUCUGUCAAAAGAAUAUCCUGAAACAUGGGCAAAACGUUCGCGGAACUUUGCCGAACGUGGCCACGACAGUUUCAAGGUUGGUCAAUAUGCAGGCGCUUUCUUCCUCCCCUUUGGACGGACGACAACACCUAUGGAAGCCGUUCGAUUUGGAGUGACACUAUUACGCGAGUGGUGCAAGAAAGAGAACAUUGAUUUUAAAGCUCGUCUGAAGCUGUAA